AUGCAUCAGCUGGAAAUAGUUCAGCUUCUGCUCGAACGUGGUGCUGAUCCGAACAUUGUUGCAAAUUCUGAUGAUGGAAAUACUCUCUUGCACGAUGAGUGUGGCCGAGGCGGUCUAGAAGUUAUUCGCAUGCUGCUGGAUGCUGGAGCUGACACGGAAGCAAAAGACACCACCACUGGCGCUGCAGCUCUGCAUUCAGCAUUAUCCGACAAGGAGACUGCUUUUGCAACUAUUGAACUGUUAUUGGGUCGAGGUAUGGACAUCGACAUUCAGGAUUCCGAAGGCCACACAAUUCUUCACCUGGCUUGUCACGGUGACGGUCGAAGAAUGGACAUAGCUCAAUUGCUUUUGGACCGAGGCGCCAACAUUGAAGCGAAGACAGUCAGUGGCGCUACGCCACUUCAUAUGUCUUCGAGUGGGGACAUGGCACGAUUUUUGUUGAACCGAGGUGCUCACUUGGAAGCUCCGUUUAUAAAUGGAUGCACACAGUUGAGCCUAUAUAGCCUGCUGCAGGGCUAA
Cylindrotheca closterium is the source of this 519-nucleotide messenger RNA. NCBI's taxonomy places the organism in Eukaryota, Bacillariophyta, Bacillariophyceae, Bacillariales, Bacillariaceae. The record is from the annotation of a GenBank genome assembly.